CUACAACAAUGAAAGCCGUUAACUUCCUAGGAACUCCACUCACCCAAAGAAUAACUACCCCGACUACCUUAACCUCUUCGAUUCCUGACUGUAACACGAAAAUUCACACUCUUUAUCUCCCGAACUCCAACCCCAGAAAUAAAGCUAUUCCUCUGCUCCCUCGCUGCUCCACAAAGCCAGACACCGACACCACCGACAACGAAAAAUCAAAAAAUUCGACUGUCGAACCCAAUUUAAAUUCAAACCCCACCAACCCAUCAACACUCUCUUCGAAAGAUGCAAUCUUUUCUCCUAUACCACCAUCAAUUUCUUCUUCUGUCACCAAAGGAUUGGUAUUCGAUUUGGGUUUGGAAGGUUCGUGGGACAGCGCAGAAGUCGGGUCACCAGUUGUGAAGAGGUUUCUGGGUGAUGAGGAAGAGAGAUGGUACAUGUGGUACUAUGGCAGUUCGAAUUCGGAGGGUUCGGAUUCGAUUGGAUUAGCAGUUUCGAGCAAUGGGGUUCAUUGGGAAAGAGGCGGAGGACCAGUUCAGUCGAGCCAGGACGUGGGAGCGGUGAUCAAUUGCGGGAAAGAUUGGUGGGCGUUUGACACCCAGAGCAUUAGGCCUUCUGAGGUGGUGGUCAUGUCCAGCUCAAAGGUCAGAGCUUCCAGCGCUGUUUACUGGCUCUAUUACACUGGCUACAGCGCUGAGGAGGCAGAGAUUUCUUCCGAUCGUCGCAAUUUGGAACUGGAGUUGGAGAACCCGGAAAGGAUGAAGAAUGGUGGGAAUGCCGGGAAGAUUUUGAAGUCUUUGCCUGGACUGGCAAUUAGUCAGGAUGGGAGGCAUUGGGCAAGGAUUGAAGGGGAGCAUCACAGCGGGGCGCUUUUCGAUGUGGGACUGCAGGAAGAGUGGGAUUCUUCAUUUGUUGCAACUCCUCAUGUUGUUUAUCAUGCGAGUGGUGAUCUUAGAAUGUAUUACCAUUCAUUUGAUUUGGAAAAUGGGGUUUAUUCAAUUGGGAUUGCAAGAUCAAGGGAUGGGAUAAAGUGGGUAAAGUUGGGGAAAAUAAUUGGGGGAGGAAGAAGUGGAGGGUUUGAUGAGAUGGGAGCAACGAAUCCAUGUGUGGUAAGGAACAAGAAAGAUGGGGAUUAUUUGAUGGCAUAUGAAGGUGUUUGUGCAGAUGGAGGGAGGGGGAUUGGAUUGGCUGUGUCCAAAGAUGGUUUGAAGGACUGGACAAGGAUUGGAGAUGGGGUGGUACUAGAGGCAUCUGAGGAAUGUGGGUGGGAUAACAAAGGGGUUGGAUCUCCAUGUUUGGUUCAGAUGGAUGGGGAAGAAGAUGAGUGGAGGUUGUAUUAUAGAGGUGUUGGGGAUGGGGGGAGUGGGAUUGGGAUGGCAGUUUCAGAAGGGAGUGAUGUUAGAAGGUUUAGAAGAUGGGCAGGUUUCCAUUUGUGAGAUUUGUAUGUGUUCAUUGAAAUUUGAAUCUGUUGCUUCUCAUUUGGGUGUGGAUUUUUAUCAUUGUUGGUGAGUUUGUAAUUGCAAAGUUCACACACCUUGAAUAUGACUGCUAUUUGCACUAAA
Pyrus x bretschneideri (Chinese white pear) is the source of this 1553-nucleotide messenger RNA. RefSeq lists its product as uncharacterized. The transcript has a single exon. Bases 9 to 1427 code for a protein of 472 amino acids. Lineage: Eukaryota; Viridiplantae; Streptophyta; Magnoliopsida; Rosales; Rosaceae. The record is from RefSeq and is a predicted model, not a curated record.